Lasiosphaeria miniovina is the source of this 228-nucleotide messenger RNA. RefSeq lists its product as uncharacterized. Bases 1 to 228 code for a protein of 75 amino acids. The transcript has 3 exons. NCBI's taxonomy places the organism in Eukaryota, Fungi, Ascomycota, Sordariomycetes, Sordariales, Lasiosphaeriaceae. The record is from RefSeq and is a predicted model, not a curated record.
AUGCCUUCCUUCGCGCUAGGCCAGACAGUCCGAUACAAGCCCGUCGGCGGCCGCGACUCGAACACGUCCGAAAGCGUGGGCCUGAUCAAAGACAUCCUGACCGAGCCCGGCCAACAGGCUGGCCGCAACGUGAAUGCGAGCAUAGAUACUCCGCGAUAUGAGAUCGAAAAUCUCAACACAGGCAAGACGACAACAAUUUAUGAGAGUAACAUAUUGAGCGUCGAAUAA